This is a messenger RNA of Triticum urartu, 486 nucleotides long. NCBI's taxonomy places the organism in Eukaryota, Viridiplantae, Streptophyta, Magnoliopsida, Poales, Poaceae. The record is from RefSeq and is a predicted model, not a curated record.
AUGGCCGGUGCUGGGGGUGAUGAGGAGGUCGGCGGCGGCGGGGGUGGGGGAGGCCGGCGGCGGGGUUGGGAUGGCAGAGAGAGGGAGGUCUGGGUCGGGGACAGGGGGAUCUGGGAGGAGGUGGCGGCGGAGGAGCACAACAACAUUCGGAAAAGAAGGAUUGAUCCUGACUCUGAAAUCACAUGGGAGGAAUACAAGUCCAUGAAAUUUACAUCUCAUGUCAUACAUGAAGCAUUAAGGCUGGCUAACAUUGCUCCCUUAAUGUUUAGAAAAGCAACAGAGGAAGUUCAUAUUAAAGGUUACACUCUUCCAAAAGGAUCAAAGAUCAUGGUUAAUCCUUCUAGCAUUCAUCUGGAUCCUACGGUUUACAAGGGUCCUGGUGAGUUCAAUCCCUGGAGGUGGAAGGAUACUACUGAACCAGCUGGUGGCUCCUCAAAGGAGUUCAUGGCCUUUGGAGGCGGGCUACGAUUAUGUGUUGGUGCCUGA